AUGUCAUUAGAAAAAAGAUAAUUGUCAAGUUCAAAACUUAAAUUUGAUGCUGAUUAUUUUUUAAAUAUUAUUGAACAGCAAGAAAAGAAGAGACCUGGAUCUUGUUAACCUUAUUCAUCUCUUACUUAUCAAUCAACUCCUAGAAAACCAUUCUAUUAUGGGAAAUUGAUAAGCUCAGAAAUUGUAAAUCAUCAACAUCAUACAAAAAAAUCAAACAAUAGUGAAUAGAAAAAAUAAUUAAUUCCAUCAGUUACUUAAUCUUCAUCAUUAGGUGUUGUAAGAAUAUUUUAUUAUCAAUUUUAAAGGUGAUUCCACUUAAAACUUAUAAAUCUUAAUUAUAAUUUGAUAAAUAAAUUAUAUUGACUAAAUAGAACUCAUCUUCUCAAAAUUUAAUUAAAAGUUCCUUAAUACCUAAUCUAAUAUCAAAAGGAGAGAAAACAUAAAUUUAAAAAUUGAUAGAAAAACAAAGCAUUUUAACAAGUUCUGGAAAAUAUGAUAAAUAAUUUACAUAGAAUAAUUAGAUAGAACGUAUUGUAAUUUUAAAUGUAAAUAUUCUAAUAAAGCCAGAAAAGUAGGCAAAUACCAUACGAAAAAUAAAAGUAAGUACCAUUAAAAUAAUAUUAUCAAAAUUCAUUUGAUUAAAAGAGACCAAUCAUCUAAUAAAUGUAAUCUAAUAUUAUAAUUUCUCAAAAAAAACACAUAAUCUAACCACAAUAGAUAGAAAAAAAGUAAGAAACAUUUAAUACUAAAUAAUUGAUCUCUUAGUUCUAAGAGAAUCAAUCUUAAGGUUUUAAUGAUUUUCCAAUGAAUUCUGAAAGAAGAAAUCUUUAAUAAAUCUUUUCAUCAAUAUAAUUACAAUUAAAGGAAGCCGCAUUAUAAGCUAAAUAAAAUUAAUUUUAUCUGAGAGGUAAAUAUUCUAUUAAAUCCUUCAUUAGAAAUACAAGAAUAACCUGAUGAUGCAAAUCCUUCACUUAAUUAAAUUAUUUUAUAUUAAUUUUAAAAGUGA
Paramecium primaurelia is the source of this 1006-nucleotide messenger RNA. Lineage: Eukaryota; Ciliophora; Oligohymenophorea; Peniculida; Parameciidae. The record is from the annotation of a GenBank genome assembly.